Messenger RNA from Triplophysa dalaica, 1145 nucleotides. RefSeq names its product translocase of inner mitochondrial membrane 8 homolog B (yeast) (gene timm8b). The transcript has 2 exons. The record is from RefSeq and is a predicted model, not a curated record. The coding region runs from base 96 to 383 and encodes 95 amino acids. NCBI's taxonomy places the organism in Eukaryota, Metazoa, Chordata, Actinopteri, Cypriniformes, Nemacheilidae.
CCCGCCAGUUAAAAGAAGAAGAAGACCGCAGAGUUCCUUUAUCCUUCACGAAGCUCACGUGUUUCCAGUGUAUAAUCUUUGAGAAAAGUCCGAUCAUGUCUGACUUCAGUUCUAGCUUUGAUAUGCCGUCAGCCGGUUUAUCUGAAAAUGCCGAUGCCGCGGAGCUUCAGCGUCUUAUUGCUGUAGAGCAACAGAAAGCGCAGUUUCAAGCGCAGGUUCAUAACUUCACGGAUGUAUGCUGGGAUAAGUGUAUGGACAAACCAAGUAGCAAGAUGGACUCGCGGACAGAGGCAUGUCUCGUUAGCUGCGUGGAGCGCUUCAUCGACACAACCCUCAGUAUCACGAACCGCUUUACGCAGAUGGUCCAGAAGGGCGCGCACUGAUUAAAGCACGGACUGUUCUUAAGGGCACUUUGCCCUUGUGUCUUGACCUUGCGUCUUGACCUUGCUGAUGUCCUGUUUGCAACCCUGUUGUACGUCGAAGGGAUUGUUUUACUGAUCUUUCUACAUGUUCUUCUUUGUGCGUGAUCCUAAAUUGACCCCAAGACCAUCAGCCUAUAUGAUAUUUGUGACGUAUGUUAUUACACUUGAGCAGAGAGCAUAGGGAUUUGCAAAAUUGCUGAAAAAAAACGUACUUAUGUCAAUACACCUAGUUUAAUUAGCAUGUAAAUCUAUGCUUGAAACUACCCAGUUUGAGAGUAUUUAGUGAAUAAAAAUGAAUUACUUUUUCUUUAGCAGUUUACCUGGUUUAUGAAUACACUUGUAGGGAAUCUGGAGGUUUGUUAUACAGAUUUCAUCAUACUGAAAUCAUGUCUUAAAUCUGAAAUGUGAUUAACAUCCCUGUGUUGACUAUUGGUGAAUUACUUCAUUGGUUUUGUGUGCCAAACACUGAUGCCCGUGAUUCACAUUACUGUCAAUGCAGAGAUUUAUUUAAGGGUUGUGUUGUCCAGAUGUGAAAAGAAAAAUGACUUUUUAUUCCACUGUUUCCUCGUAUGUUUAUUCUAUUUAACAGUCACAUGACACUACACUUUACUAAAAGUGGUAUUUGUCUAGAUGUUUUUUCUUACUAAUUUUACAUGAAUGUAAAAGUUUAUCUUAAUUUCAUUAACAGUCUGUUAAAUUCUAUAUUAAACAUAUUCUAUAUGA